Molecule: messenger RNA, 2982 nt
Organism: Ailuropoda melanoleuca (giant panda)
Lineage: Eukaryota; Metazoa; Chordata; Mammalia; Carnivora; Ursidae
Gene: PXMP4
Product: peroxisomal membrane protein 4
Exons: 4
Coding region: 163-801 (212 amino acids)
Cellular component (GO): peroxisomal membrane
Source: RefSeq, a predicted model, not a curated record
UGAGCCAUUUGAUCCGCUCUUGCCGUGAGAGUGACAGCAGACGCAGCCUGUGAGCGCAAAGACGCGGCUUCCCUGCCCAGUGCCGCCAGCUGUGCCGCCGGAAGCCGGGGCUCUCAGUGCUGGUGUUGCUGCUUGCCCCCAGGUCCGCGCGCCUCUCGCGCUAUGGCCGUCGCGCCGCAGCUACGAGCUCUGCUCCAUGCGGUCAACGCACUGUUGCGCAAGCGCCGCUACCACGCUGCGUUGGCCAUGCUUAAAGGCUUCCGGAACGGGGCAGUCUACGGAGCCAAAAUCCGGGCCCCGCAUGCGCUGGUCAUGACCUUUCUCUUCCGGAGUGGCAGCCUCCAGGAGAAGCUGCGGGCCAUCCUGCAGGCCACGUACACCCACUCCCGGAACCUGGCCUGCUUUGUGUUCACCUAUAAGGGGCUCUGUGCCCUGCAGGCCCACGUGCAGGGCGAGACCUACCAGGUGCACUCGUUCCUGGCUGCCUUCAUCGGGGGCUUGCUGGUGUUUGGAGGUAACAGUAACAUCAACAGCCAGAUCAACAUGUACCUGCUCUCGCGCGUCCUGUUUGCCCUGUGCCGCCUGGGCGUGGAGAAGGGCUACAUUCCCGAGCCCAGGUGGGACCCAUUCCCUUUGUUCACCGGGCUGGUGUGGGGGCUGGUGCUGUGGCUCUUUGAGUACCACCGGCCCACUCUGCAACCAUCCCUGCAGUCCUCCAUGACCUAUCUGUACCAGGACAGCAACGUCUGGCAUGACAUCUCAGACUUCCUCCUCUACAACAAGAGCCUCCCCUCAAAGUAACGUGGCCCCAAGGUGCUGAUGGGGGCUUCCACAGCCGAGAUCGGCUCCAUCGGUGAAUCCCCCAAAGGACCCUGCCUUCUCAAGAUCAUGGUUCUCAGACUCCAACUUUUAUUGUCACAGGGUUACAUUUGCGGAAGCCAAAGCACUGAUUUCCAAGUCCCGUCAGGUCCUCUCCAAUGGUGGAACAAGGGGGAAUCAGGCUGCGGAGGCUUGCGCACGAUUCCAGCGGGGCUGCUGGCUACCGUGAAACCAGGGAAAGCCACCCUCUCUGGGUGUCGGGUCAGCGAGCUCAGAGGAGGGCCCUGAAGUCUCUUUCUGGUGGGUUAUGGUCUUCGAGCCUUCUGUGUAACAGGACUUCUUGCUGGGGGUCAGUGGGUUGCAAAUAUGUUAGAAAUAAAUUAAAUUCCUGGGCUCAGGUGUUCCUCUAGUGGAGAAGCUCUGGAAUUCCACUGUCCAAUGGAAGCACAAUGUGAUCCAUAUAUGUAAUUGAAAUUUGUCUUAGUAGCCACAUGAAAAAAAGUAGAAGCAGAUGAGAUUAAUCUUAAUUAUAUAUUUUAACCCAGUAUUUCUAAAAUAUCACUUUAACAUGUAAAAAAUAAUAUAAAAUUAAUAGAUAUUUUAUAUUCCUUGUUCUUGUACUGGGUCAUCAGAAUCAGGUAUGUGGUGUAUACUUACAGCGUGUCUCAAUGGGGACCUGCCAUAUUUCAAGUGCUCAGUAGCCACAUGUGGCUUGUGGCUACCAUACUGGGUAACACAGAUAUGGAACACUUGUAUCCUUGCAGAAAAUUCUAGUGGACAGUGCAGAUAUAGAGCUAGGGGACAUGGGUUUGAGUCCCCAUUCCACCACUGUGUAACCUUGGGGAAGCUUCUUCACCUCUUGGAGCCUCAGUUUCUUAUGAAAUGAGGAUAAUCAUAGUGCACACCCAGGGUCCACAUUGGACUUGUGUAACGACAAGAGCUACUGUUACUACUAAUUACUUCCAUUUAGUGAGCUCCUACGUCCUCCCCAGUGCUUUGCACAUACUAUUUUUAACCCAUACAAUGACCUUGCAGGUGUGUACUUUGAUCCUCAUUUCACAGAUGUGGACACUGAGGAUCAGAGGGCGGAAGUCACUUGCCCAAGAUUAUACAACCAGUAUGAUAGCCAAAUCAGGGUUUGAACUCAGAGCUGCCUGAGUUCAAUACCCAUUUUUUUUUAGUGCCUUAUGUUACAUUUAGAAACCUAAGCUAUGCUAUGCAAAUGUUAACUAGUUCUAGGAUGGGUUCCAGAAUGGGGUGCAAACUCAAAUGCCUAGAUGGGUCUGGCAAGGGUCAUAAAUGAAAAUGUUGUGCACUCGGCAGUGAUGACAACCUGGGGAACUGGAGACUCACGUGCCAGUCCGAUUUUUAAAAUCACUAUGCUGGACAAACCAAACCAGGUCCCCAGGAAGAUGUGGUCCAUGCAGUAGGAAUACUUCAGUCUCUUUUUAGAAAUUACUAGUAGAAAUGUGCACAGGAGUCACUGGUGAUGUCAUUAAAAUGCAGAUUCCUACUCCGUGAGUUUGGGGUGGGGCCAGAGAAUCUGCUUUGCCCAAAGGCUUCAGGGUGCUGCCGCUGGUGCUGCUGGUCUGACCCGCACUUUGAGUAACAAGGUCGUAGGGAAUGAUGCGCAGCCAACCAUCAUCUCGUGUUUCAGACGGAGGAAGCCGAGUCACAGAGCUGUUAGGGUGGGAUUAGGCCUGAUUCUAACAGCGGUGUUCUCAGCCAUGAUGUUGUACCGCACGCUUGGAGAAGGUGAUCUUGGAGGUCCCUGAAUUCACUGUGUGAAGGCUGAAUGAGAUCUCAAGGUUAUGGGGAGGAAGGGGGUGGCCAUCAGCAAGCAGAUGCGGGGGGUGCUCCCCCGAGGCCCCUCUAACUGCCCGCUUCACUGUACACCAGCCAGCUCUUCCAACUGUCACCCCUGUGUCUUUCUGCCUGAGGGCUCUUGCCACGGCACCUGGUCUGCCGCCCACAGCAGGUCUGGAGGAUUAACACAUCCGAUGACUCUGAGGCGUAUGCUCCACACUGGCUCCCGGGGUUCCCUAGCAGGGCCGAACUCCAGCUGCCCACAACGGUCACGCGCUUGAUAACUCCUCCCCCAACCCUUCCCCAUCUCCAUCCCUAACAUGGGAUCACUUCCCAAAUAAACCACUUGAACUGAAA